GCAUGUGCAGACUGCGCAUGCGCAGACUGCGCUGCAUGGCCCCACCGGCCUAAAAUCUACUCGCCACGGGAACUUUUUGCAAAAUGUCAUCCUUGGAGCGGGCCCCGGUGGUCCCUAUGCCAGAGCGAUGAGAGGGGAAAUCACCUUAUCUCAGCUGGUUUCUGAGCUGGAAGAGGAUUGCAAGAAGUUUGCUGCCUCCUUGGGGAUGUCUCUCCCAGAAAAGUUCUCCGUAGCACACGUCUUUAAGGAUACCAUGGAAGGCGGAAAGCUCAAUACUGCUCUAUUGCAAGCAGCCGUCACUCUCAGGAACAACGGGUUCAAGACGUGUGUGCUCACGAAUAACUGGAUCGAUGAUGGCCCUCAGAAACACAUCAUGGCUCUGGCGCUCUCUCUGCUGAGACGGCAUUUCGACGAGGUCAUCGAGUCUUGCCGCAUCGGUCUGAAGAAGCCGGACCCUCAAAUUUACGAGUACACGCUGGGCCUGCUGAAGGCGAAACCGCAGGAGGUUAUUUUUCUGGAUGACAUCGGCGCGAACUUAAAGCCUGCCCGAGAAAUGGGAAUAGCCACCAUCCUUGUCCGGGACACUAAUGCUGCCCUGAAGGAGCUGCAGGAUCUGAGCGGUGUUCAGCUGCUUGACCAUGAAGACGCUCUGCCAGUUGCGUGUGACCCCGUGAACGUGACCCAUGGCUAUGUGCCAAUCAAGCCUGGAACCCAGCUACAUUUUGUCGAGAUGGGGAACGGCCCCGUCGUGUGCCUCUGCCAUGGUUUCCCCGAAUCCUGGUUCUCCUGGCGGUACCAGAUCCCUGCGUUGGCUGAGGCUGGCUUCCGGGUCCUUGCUUUGGAUAUGAAAGGCUAUGGAGAUUCCACCAGCCCCCCAGACAUAGAAGAAUAUUCCCAGGAAGCAAUAUGCAAGGAUCUUGUGGUUUUCCUGGACAAGCUGGGCAUUUCCCAGGCAACGUUCAUUGGUCAUGACUGGGGCGGCGUGGUGGUGUGGAACAUGUCCCUCUUCUACCCAGAGCGAGUCAGAGCGGUGGCUGGCCUGAACACGCCCUACAAACCCGCGAACCCCAAAGUGGAUGUCAUGGAGAUGCUCAAAGCCCGUCCGGUGUUUGACUAUCAGCUCUAUUUCCAGGAGCCGGUGAGUGCGAGCCGGAGAUGUUCUGUUCCCACUGGGCUGAGUGCAUACAGUCCAGGGGCUCUGUCCUCCUGCCUGCCAGGGAGGGGCAGCAGGACGUUCAGGAUCAUGAUCCGAUCCAUCCGGAAGGAGGACCACAUGCCUGUUCCACUCAAUGUCACCAAUGUCCAAGAGCGAGGAGGGCUUCUGGCUGGCUUGCCAGAAGACCCAGCUCCAAGCCAGAUCCUAGCGGAAGCAGAUCUCCAGUACUUCAUCCAGCAGUAUAAAAAGUGUGGCUUCAGGGCGCCACUGAACUGGUACCGGAACAUGCAAGCCAACUGGCUGUGGAGCCUCUCUGCAAAAGACAGGAAGAUCCUGGUGCCAGCUCUGAUGGUCACUGCUGGGAAGGACCUUGUUCUCCACCCGAAUAUGAGCAAGGGCAUGGAGGAGUGGAUUCCCCAGCUGACCCGGGCCCACAUCGAAGAGUGCGGACACUGGACACAGAUGGACAGGCCGGCUGCUCUGAAUCACAUCCUCAUCGAGUGGCUGGAGAAAGUUCACGACAAUUCUUUGCUGCAGAAGAUUUCGAAACUCUGAGUUUCCCCUCGACUUCCUGCUUCAUUGGACGCUCUUGCUGCUGGGGCGUGAGGGUGGCUCUGCCAGUUUUGCCCGACGGGGUGCAGCUGCACGCCGGAGGGGCUAGGUUUUGCCUCUGGGGUUUGGUUUUCCAGGUGUCCAGUGGGAAAGUUAGGGUAAGCUGGGCUCCGCUAGCCACAUCAAGCUGCAUAACGGCCCGCCUUUGUCCUUACAUCGCUGUGAGGGAUUUUAGCAUCUAACUCAGACUCUGGGCAGUUUUCCUGUGUGUGUUGUGAUGCAGAGGACACCAGUGUAUCCUGGCAAAUGCAGAGGCCGGGUCCAAAUCUCAAAGCUG
Molecule: messenger RNA, 2045 nt
Organism: Pelodiscus sinensis (Chinese soft-shelled turtle)
Lineage: Eukaryota; Metazoa; Chordata; Testudines; Trionychidae
Source: RefSeq, a predicted model, not a curated record